Molecule: messenger RNA, 420 nt
Organism: Aplosporella prunicola CBS 121167
Lineage: Eukaryota; Fungi; Ascomycota; Dothideomycetes; Botryosphaeriales; Aplosporellaceae
Exons: 2
Coding region: 36-344 (102 amino acids)
Source: RefSeq, a predicted model, not a curated record
GAGAAGCUGGAGUGGAGGCAAGGCCUUGGACGCAAAUGUCGGACCUGCCCACGCCAGUAACGUACACACGUCCUCGUCGUUCAACUCACAGCUACGUGCUAGCCCAGCGCGCGCCAAUUGCCUACUCAAGGGGCCUGCUGCUUGUCUGGAGCUGCGUCAAGCCCCUUCUCAUCGGAGCCUGGGUGCAGCUUACCACCCGCAACAGCCGCACACAUAUCCUCCCUCCGACUGGCCGACUCGCCGCUGCGGCAGCUCCAGCUCUGAGACGUUGUGCCGUCCUCGGCCCGUUGUCUUGCCCACCACCCCAGCGCCUUCCUUCCCACGCGCUCACCGGCGACCUCUGACCUGCACGACGCGUGACGUCGCCGCUCCUGCCUUCUUCUGUUACGGCGCCCGCUGGCACUUUAAAAACCCCCCUCC